Messenger RNA from Guyanagaster necrorhizus, 1620 nucleotides. RefSeq lists its product as uncharacterized. The transcript is spliced from 7 exons. Lineage: Eukaryota; Fungi; Basidiomycota; Agaricomycetes; Agaricales; Physalacriaceae. The coding region runs from base 59 to 1579 and encodes 506 amino acids. The record is from RefSeq and is a predicted model, not a curated record.
CCGGAAAACAAAAAAGGAUGAAUGACGUAAUUGAACGUGAUCGUGUUUGUGCACGACCAUGGACGUGGUGAGGGCCAAGGUGGCAGCCACGCCGACCCCUGCAAGCGUCGAGGAGAGUCGUGAUAAUCGUAUUCAGCGCCUCAAAUCGCGUUUUCGCGACCGUGGUGGGAUUUUUCAGCCAACGGGUGAAAACAAGCUUGUGAGUCUCUUGCUCGCACAUCGGACACUGCAACAGAGACGGUCGAGGUCAAGGAGUCUUUCCCCGGUGAAGACGAGCAAAGUGGUGAAAGGGAAGAAGGCAAAGAAGCAGGCCGAGGACGAAUCGGUUACAGGUCCGUCGACUGUCAAAGGCAAAUCAAAGACGAAGGCCAAACCGAAACCGAAAACCGAGACUCGGGCUAAACGUCGAGGACGACCAGCCAAGGCUUCCGUUGAUGAACCUCCACCUGCAAAGCCGAAUGCAAAGACGCCUAGGAGUCAUACAUCCACUGCCGCGCCCCCACCAGAUAAUGACAGCGAGGACGUACCGCUUUCGAAGGCCGUGUCCAGGAAACCGCAUACAACCAGACCGCCUCCCAUGACGCCCAUUCAAGAGGCUGAUGAGGAAGAGGACGCAGACGCAGAUGCCGGUGUGGUUGUAUUCAAGGGAAAGUCGAAGGCCCUGUCUACUUCUUCAUAUAAAGCACGGACGCCUUCCAAGGCGCGAACAGCGUCGAAGGUGAAGUACGUGGAUGCCGAUGAGGACGCUGCUGUUGACAUGCCACUAAAGGGUUCCAGGGCGGGAUCCUCAAAAUUGAAGGCUAAGGUCAAGGUCAAACCUAAGGCAGUAGAGGAGCUGGAAGUUGCUAUAAAAACAUCCGCCGUUCUGUCAGCGGAAAAUUCGGGCAGCGUCGCAGCGUCUUCAAAGUUAGGAGGCAAAUCCAAAACCGUGAAGAACGUCGACCAAGGGUCGAUAGAUGCUCCCGCUGAACAGCUAGGCAAACCUGAGACAUCCCAAGCUGCCAAACUCGGUGACAGCUCUUCAAAGUCAAAGGCCAAGGCUAGAGCUGUGGGAGACGUAGAAGUCUCCGCUCGUAAGCCAGCCAAAGCUUCGACGAAAGUCCGGAAGGCGAAGGGCGACAAUGAAGCCCAACCUGUUUUGACAACGUCGUCAUUGAAGUUGAAGAGUGAUGACCAGGCUCGUGCGGAGAAACCACCACCUAAGGCGAAGCGGCCGCGUGCAGACGAGGACGGGGAAGUAGGUGGAGACGUUGGGAAGAAGCCGAGAGUUGAGGAGCUACCAGAAAAAAAGGUAGCGACGAAGAAACGCAAGGUAAAAGAGGUUUUAGACGAAGUCAACGUCGUCGAGAAAGUGAUAAAACGGAGCAAGACUUCAAAAUCUCUGGUAGUUCAAGACGAUGGAGAAAAUGUCAAGGUAGCUCCCAAUAAACGCACACCCAAGCUCAAGAAGAACGUACAAAGGGCACCUAAGAGACCGACGGUCAAAAAGGGUCCUCGAAAAAGUGUCGUGGCGCGGCUGCAUGAUCCCGUACCUCUCGUCGAAGACGGCGAACGAGAUCCCAUUGAUUUUCUGUCAUGAUCUAUAUUUGACAUAUAUCUGUUCUUAUCACCUUGUAAUGC